ACUCAAGCACCAGCACAAAAAUCCCAACCAAAAGCUUCCUAAUAUUAACACCGACACGAUGGCCAAGCAAUCCUCCAAGCAGCCCUCCUCUUCCAAGUCGAAGGGUCAGUUUCAUCACCCCUUAACCGUCAGAAACCCAUCGGCUAACGCACCCUCCGCAGGCUCCAGCAACAAGAAGUCCAACGGGCAGAGCUCCUCCUCAAGCACCGUCCCCGUGGACCGCUCGUGGCAGAACCAGUCCUUUGACCGGAGCCAGGCGGGAGCGGGCCGCAGCGACAGCUACGGCGUCGGCAGAUGGCUGACGGAACCGUCUUGGCAGGAGCCGUUCAAUGCCAUCGCCGAGGUGCCGGUGGCCGGAUCAGCAGCGGGGUGCGUGGGCGGGCGUCAGGGGUCGGGCGCAUCGGCAACGUACGCCACGUCCCGGACGCAGCAGCAGCAGCAGCAGCAGCAGCAGCGCUGAAGCCCCU
Molecule: messenger RNA, 467 nt
Organism: Colletotrichum destructivum
Lineage: Eukaryota; Fungi; Ascomycota; Sordariomycetes; Glomerellales; Glomerellaceae
Exons: 1
Coding region: 59-460 (133 amino acids)
Source: RefSeq, a predicted model, not a curated record